CGAGACGAAGUACACAGAUAUUAAACGCAAAUACACAAACGAUACUUGUCAAAAUAAAACAAAUAUUUGUACAAAAGUAGUGAUUUAAAACUUGGCGAUCCAAAGCAUACCCGUAUCUAAGGAUUUGGAUCCCUAUGUGGAAACAUUUAAGGGUUGUUUAGUUGAUUCAUAAAGGUAUUGGCUAAAAUAUCGACUGCCACUCAGUACAGCUGACUCAUCAGUUUUACUGCGUCAAUACAAAGUGGCAACUCUGUGGCGCAAAACAAGCAACGGUCGGUAAAGAGUACACACGACAAACUACGUAAUAAGCAGUUUUUCACACAUUCAACUGGUGGUUAUAAGAGAGUUUCAGAGGCUGAAAGACACAUUCCACUCUUUGGAAUUACAGUGAAUAUAAAUUUGGAUUCAUACAGUGCUUUGGAAAUAUAAAAAUGAGUAAAAAGAUUUUCUUGUCGCAGAUCAAGUCAGAGGGUAUCCACAUGCAGCCGCCUAGUCACAAGUCGGUAUCGGAUGAGGAGCUCAUAGCCUUGUCCGUGAAAGAGCUGAACCGGAUGCUGAAAGGGCUCACUCGUGAUGAAGUGAUUAAGUUGAAACAGCGGCGGAGAACGCUGAAAAACCGUGGGUACGCAGCAAACUGUAGAGAAAAAAGGAUUUCACAGAAAGAGGUUUUGGAAGUUGAAAAAGAUGGUCUAAGAAAUGAAGUUGAACGUCUGCAGCGAGAAAACGAUAUUGUAAGAAUGGAACUGAGUUCUUUGAAAAACAGAUAUGAUGCUCUGCAAAGGUUUGCUGAAGCAAACAAAAUUCAUGUUGUUGCAGCUCAACCGUUGUAUCUUGGGAACUCCUUGCGUCAUGACUCUCCCCCAACACAGACAAUUUUACCGCAGGUUUCACAGCAAUCAUACAGUCAUCAUGGCUUCCCAAAAUAUUCAGAAUCUAUGCAUCAUGAUUCUGUUAUUGUUAAAUCAGAGCCGCGGCUGUAGCCAUUUUCUGGUGGCAAAAAGGCUCCUACAAACUUCAUCCUAUUCCAUCCAUAGAUUUUCACCAUUAGUUUCAACGAUCAAAGGAUUCAUCACACUAUACGGAUAUAGUUUAUCCAUGAGACAAGUUGCCAGUGGUGACGCAUACGAUACCGCCAUACAGGCAACAAAACAACGAAGUGUUCAUUUGAUAAUCAAACUUAUAAACAAGACAUGACACCCAGCAUGUGCAUAUAUCCUGAAAUGGUGUACAGAAAUAACAUCUGAAGGAUAAAAGAAAACAACAUUGCAUGCACACUAUGGUGUCAGAUAUACUCAGUUUAAAUGUGUACACAGAACAGUAUACAUGUGCUACAUCUAUUUUCUACACUUGUAAAAAUUAUUGGCAAGAAUGUGCUAUAAAAUGUAAACUCUAUGUCCAUUAAUUGCAUUUUGAAGUACUUAAUCAGUUUGAGUACGAAAAUCACCCAAUUCAUCUAAUUCCUAAACAGUGCUCAUUGGUCAACAUCAUUUCCAUGGGAACAUUAAUUUAUACCUCAGAUUCAUGCAUUUCAGACAGCCUCAUUAAUACAUUGUCUUCAUAUUUCGACAUAUUUCAUAUUGACAACGAACUAGUGAUAAGUCAUAAAAGCAUUUGGUUGUGAUUGUUAUGGGACAUGAUUGUUUUCGAUGGCGGUAAUCACUGAUAUUUUGACUGAUAGCAUAGUGUCUGUAUCUUCUCCCACGUUGACAAACAUGUAGUUGUUUACAAAAUGAUGUACAUUGGAUUUGAAAUGCAGAAAAGAUUUUACUGAUUAAGAUAACCAAAAUGAUCAGUCAUAAGUUGCGACUGACAGAUCUUGUCGUAUCACUUCUUGGUAUAUAUAAAAAUAAACAACAUCGCUGUAGGCAUGCAUUUGUAAGUGAGUUAUCUAGCUUAUGUUUAAUGUAAACAACCAACCACAUUAUAUUGCAAAGCAUUAUUGUUUUUUCAAUUUAAAAUCAUUGUUUCAGAUAGAUGAACAACAUCGCAUUUUACUGUCUUACACCCAACACUUUCAAACAACAAGAUAAAACAACAAGAUGUUAUCACAUUUCACUGUCCUGUUGAUACAUUAAAUGUCAUUUUUAUAGCCGGCUCUUUUUUUUUUUUUUCAAACAACAAGAUAUAACAAGAUAGUCAUACAUAAGAUCAGUCUACUGCAGUUUGUUUUGUAAAUGUUCAAGUAUUUAGUUUUUGGUUCAUAAUGACACAUUUCACGCCAACAAAAUGUUUUCAAAUACUUAAAAGUACAUAUGACUUAAGAGCAUAAUAAUGUACUAUUAUAAUAUACAGCAUGGUUUUAAAUAUCUUAGUAUUUUGUACUGAAUGCUAUCCAUGCGUCCUGAAAUCACAUUUAAUUAAGGUAAUGGUACCAUUAUGAAAAUUGGCAAAUUAGUUAUGCUCCUUUUGCGAUAUGGACAUUCUCCGCCCGCUUUUUAAGGAAUACCAUGUGCAUGCUGAGCUACUUUACGUCAAAAGAAGCAUCACGAGAAUAGGUAAUCGUGCGGAAAUUGCCAAGUGUCAUUACCGAUACAGUACCUUAAGGAUACUAGUGUAAAAAGCCUCGUCAAAGAACUUUUGAAAUGUUCUAAUGCACUAUUUUGGUUCAGUACCUUUGUAGCUUAUGUACAAGCGUUUCCAAUUCCAUGUGCUUUUUUAACAGUUGUUAACAUUUUUGUUCUGUAAUUUUACGGGUGCACUUUUAGCUGUAUUUGGUACAUUGCUUAUUGGAUGUUAUAUGAUCGUUAUUACAGGAAAAAGCAAGUGUGGUGUUAUUUUAUGAUACUAAAUAUAAAACUUGAUAAAUACCCAGACACAAUACAGUGUUUAUCAUGCAAGUUAAAUAUUAAUAAAUGGAAGUUGUGACAUGAGUAAUAUUAUCAGUUGCGUUGUACCAAUAUAAUAAUCGCAAAAACUUUCAUGCAAGUUAUGUCAUGUGCUGAUGACUGUUUACUAAAGUGCUAAAUUAUAUACAUCAUGAUUGUUUUCAUUCCCCAAUUUUCUGUUGGCCUUAAUUAGAAUUGUGUUAGUUUUUAUAUCUGACCUUAUUCAUAAAUCUCUAAAAAUAUGGAACCGCAAAAAAAAACUACGUUUCCAGACAGGAAUACAGCAAUACAAUGUCACAAAAGUACUACGUAUUUCGAACUAAAUUUUAUAAAAACAAACAGUAUUUUGAUUAAGGCACAAUUUUCUUAUAUGUGCAUGUUAUUUGGUUUAUUUUACAGUUACUGUUGAAAGUUUCAGUGUACAGUUUUAACAUUCCAUCUGUUUGUGAUAUGUAAAUAUAUACACUCAUACAAUCCUCGUAACCCUUACCCUGCUAAAUUUCUAUAAUGAACUUGUCCAUCUUUCACUUUGGACAGUACCAUUAACACUCAAAAAGGGGUGUUUACCAAAAAAGAUACUGACUGAAUAGCGAUCACUGCAGAUCAUGAUCAGACUGCACAGAUGUGCAGGCUUAUCUUUGUCUGCACUGGUCGCAAAGGCAAAGUCACUUGCCACCAGCAGGCUAAGGGUUUAAUAAAAUAUUGCAUUUAUUUUGUUUUUGUUUGAAGGACAGAUUGUCAUAUCUGACCUAUUGGUACUUUGAUAUGUUAAAAUUUUGCACUUCCUUCAAAAAUUCUGUUUAAUUUUGAAGAAAACUAUUAGAAUCAGACUUUUUCACUUUAUUUCCAUUAGAAAUGAUUGUUAGCUAACUGAAAGGUCUUUUUGUGUUUUGAUUUACCAUCAUGAUGUAAAAAUCUGGCUAAAAUGUUGCAUAUUCUAAGACAAUUGCACUUUUUUUCUCCCCUAUUUUCUUUGAAGUAUUAUUUUUGGGUUUAACUUAAGGGAAUGGCUUGGUUUCAUGUUUUUUUUAAAUUUUUUGGGAUGGAGAUGGGACAUGGAGGGAUUGCUUAAAAAAUUGUAUGAAAAUUACGCAGUUUAUAACUUAAUUGCUAAAAACGUUAUAUUUUUGCAGUAUACAUCAUUAACAUAGUUCCUAUGACUCAUUCAUAUUGCAUAUUUAUUCAUUGAUCGAUGAGAUAUAUUUUUGAUGUGCUGGACAGGGCUGUGCUUUUUGCAGCCUUGUUACUACGUGUAAGAUUUUUUUUUACAUGAAAUGUGGGUGCUAAAUCAAAAGGCUCAUUUUUUGCGUUUAACAUGUUUGACCUUUCUGCUUAAAAUAGUACUUUUAAGAUUUCUUUUUCAAAUCCACAUAUACUGGUAGCAUUGUUUUGAGUUUUUCUUCUUCACAUAGUUCUGUCAUUUUUGUUCAGUUUCAAAACAUGAGGCUACAAGAUUAGAGCUUUUUCAUCAGUGUUUGAAGUAAAUUGCAAAAAAUGAGAAAAGAUUUUAUUUUUUUCUUCAAAAAUUCAUGCUUAAAAAAGUGCUGACAUGUCAAUCUCUGAAACUUAGCAUUUGCGGAAAUUUUGUUAUUUAUAGAAAAAGAAUGCAGCACUAUUUUACCAAUCGGUAACUUUCAAUGACUUUUUCCAUUCAUAGAAAGAAAAAUUAAAAUUUACAUUUUUGUAAAAUUUCAUCAAAUAUCCAAAUAAGUUUAGACUGGUGGUACUAAGUUGUAAAAAAUAAUUGAUAGAAAAAUGUUUGGUUUAUUUUUUUUUUUUUUUUUUUAUAUAAUGACAUAGGUUUUUUUUUUUUUUAAUGACGACCCUCAAGGUAAAAACGUUUUAUAUAAGGUAACUCUAAAAUUAUUUUAAGUUAUAUUUUCCGUGUUAAUACCUUAAAGCAAUUUUGGAUAUUGUUAUAUUAAAAUUUUGCCAAGUAACGAAAGUGCUUUAAAUAUUGUUGUAAAACAGUGUGUAUAUUUCGUGGAGAAAAUUUUAUGAAUUUUUAAUGUUAUUAAAGUUAGGUUUGGUAAUGCUUGAUUUUAGUCUUGUUGUCAAGGAUAGACAUUGUUUUGAAACUGUUUUCAUUUAUGAGCUGUGGUUUACUUGUUUUUGUCUGUUCAUAUGUUUGUCUUUAUCAUUGUAAAGUUUUUUCAUGUUUCCGUAUUUUUUGAGAUAUGUUGUGACAUGUUUGAUAUUGUAUCGAACAAUACAUUGAUGAAAAUGAAAUAAAAUAUGUGAAUGCGA
This is a messenger RNA of Mercenaria mercenaria, 5072 nucleotides long. Its product is annotated as transcription factor MafK-like. Gene Ontology annotation, biological process: regulation of transcription by RNA polymerase II. Gene Ontology annotation, cellular component: nucleus. The coding region runs from base 432 to 980 and encodes 182 amino acids. The transcript is spliced from 2 exons. Gene Ontology annotation, molecular function: DNA-binding transcription factor activity, RNA polymerase II-specific; RNA polymerase II cis-regulatory region sequence-specific DNA binding. The record is from RefSeq and is a predicted model, not a curated record. NCBI's taxonomy places the organism in Eukaryota, Metazoa, Mollusca, Bivalvia, Venerida, Veneridae.